CAUGUAUUAAGCAGUCAAAUGUAGGGGACCCAAGGCUUGGCGGGGAGGCUUUCUACUUGUGUCGAGUGUUGGUGUAUUUGAUAUCAGAAGACAUUCGGGCAUUAAUAUAUUCACAGUGUAUAUGCAUCAUGGCUGUCAACGUUCCUGGAUUAAUCUCUGUUGCGGCGUUCUACCUCCUCAUCCUUAUUAUCGGCAUCUACGCCGGAAGGAAGAGCACCAAGUCAAAGAGUCUGACAGAGCUCUUUCUCGCAGACAGAAACAUAGGAACUGCGGUGUCUCUCUUCACCAUCACAGCUACCUGGGUCGGAGGUGGGUACAUCAACGGCACUGCUGAGAUAAUAUCACUGCAGGGAUUAGCAUGGACCCAGGCUCCAUUCGGGUAUUCAGCCUCUCUUAUGAUCUGUGGCUACUUCUUCUGCCCUAAGAUGAGACGUGCCAAAUACGUGACGAUGUUUGAUCCCUUCCAGGACAGAUACGGCACACGUGUCGGUGCACUCAUGUGCAUUCCACAGUUCAUUGCAGAUCUCUUAUGGACAGCAGCCAUUCUCUCAGCGCUGGGCGCAACCGUACAUAUCAUCCUGGACCUGGACGAGACCAUGUCCAUCAUUGUGUCUGCAGUCAUCGCCGUCCUGUACACCUUUGUGGGUGGACUGUGGUCAGUUGCCUGCACCGACGUUGUCCAGCUCAUCUGUCUGGCCGUGGGCCUGAUAAUAGCUGCUCCAUUCGCCAUGACUCACCCGUCCGUUGACCUCACCAGUGUUCAGGACAAAUGGCAAGGGGAGAUAAUUCCUGGACAGAUAGGAAUUUUUAUAGAUCUCUACUGCAUGAUCACCCUUGGUGGUACAACGUGGCAGGAGGCUUACCAGCGAGCACUUGCGUGUCGGACCCCCGAGCAGGCCAGGUCGUCCACCAUGAUUGCUGGCAUCUUCUGUCUGCUGUUGUCUGUGCCCCCUGCCGUUAUUGGAAUAGCCGGAGCCGCAGCUGAUUGGAACGCCACAUCCUACACGGGGGAAGUCCCUAUCCCCCCAAACCAGAUGGGAAUGAUCCUGCCCCUGUCCCUCCAGUAUCUCUGCCCCCUCCCCGUCGCCAUCGUUGGUCUGGGUGCCGUCUCCGCUGCGGUCAUGUCCUCAACAGACUCCAGCGUUCUCGUCACAUCGUCCGUCUUUACCAAGAACAUCUACAAGACUCUUAUUCGCACACGGGCUUCUCCUCGGGAAAUGAUCUGGGUGAUGCGAGUGACCAUCAUUGUGGCCGGAGCAUUAGCCACCAUACUGGCCAUUGUGGGGAGAAGCGUCUACAGUCUGUUUGUCCUAUCCUCGGACCUGAUGUACGUCAUCCUCUUCCCCCAGUUCGUCAGCGUUCUCUUCACCAACUCCGCCAAUGCCUACGGGUCUCUGGUUGGCUUUAUCACAGGGUUUGCACUCCGGAUAUUAGCCGGGGAACCCCUCAUCCACCUCCCCACCUGUAUACCCUUCCCGUUCUACACGGAGACUGAUGGCCAGAGGUUUCCUUACAGGACCCUCAUCUGUCUUAUCACGUUUGCUGUAAUAUACAGCGUGUCUCGGUUGGCUGAUGUGUUGUUUGACAGGGAAAUUCUGCCCUCAAAAUACGAUGUUUUGAGACGAUCGAAAGACAUACAGAGGGAUGAGGCUGCGGAAGCUGAGGAAAUGCUUGACAAGGGAACUGUAAUUGACAAGGAACCUAUACUUGACAAGGGAAAUAACUUCUAGCGAGGCAGAUGUGUUUAGUUUAAAGUAUCCUAAGGGAGCUUGCAAAUCUAUUCCACCAAAUCACAAUAAUGCUUUUGGUAAUUUCAAACUGUUAUCCCCGCAAAUUACAUUGGAAAUACAUUUUUUCAGAAAUUAAUAAAGCAAUUUUCUGCAGAUU
Molecule: messenger RNA, 1887 nt
Organism: Haliotis rufescens (red abalone)
Lineage: Eukaryota; Metazoa; Mollusca; Gastropoda; Lepetellida; Haliotidae
Product: high affinity choline transporter 1-like
Exons: 9
Coding region: 129-1730 (533 amino acids)
Biological process (GO): transmembrane transport; acetylcholine biosynthetic process; choline transport
Cellular component (GO): plasma membrane
Molecular function (GO): choline:sodium symporter activity
Source: RefSeq, a predicted model, not a curated record